CUCACGGCCCGUACGGUGGAAUUCAUAAGUAGCGGACUAGAAGAUGAGGCGAAAAAGGAAAGUAGAAAAUGUUCAAAACAUUUGUAUGGAUCGUAAUACGCCAACUUUUAAAAUGUUCUCACUGCUGAAGUCCUGGAUUGUGCUGCUGUCUUUCACAAGCAUGUGGCGCUGCGAGGCAGUGCAGGUGUACAUGAGGGAAGAACGUAGGUUCGCCAUGCUUUUCCAGUCAGUGGUCCUGCCAUGCCAGUACUCCACCGUCUCCACCCAGACGCCUGUGGUGCAGUGGUGGUACAAGUCCUACUGUCGGGACCGCACACGGGAGGCCUUCAGUUUCCCAGAGAACCUGGUGGUGCGUGUGUCUGACCUGGGCUCCUACUCCCACCUGGACUGUGCCGACAGUGCGCGCACGGUACGGAUUGUGGCCUCCAAACAUGGAUCAUCCAUCACCCUCGCAGAGUACUACAGGGGCCGAGACAUCUCUAUCAUCAAUAAGGCUGACCUGCGUAUUGGGGAAUUGCAGUGGGGGGACAGUGGCGUGUAUGCCUGCAAGGUGGUGAUCGCCAACGACCCAGAGGGCAAGAAUGAGGCCCAGGUGGAGCUCCUGGUUCUGGGUCAGACAGGUGUGGCUGACGAUCUGCUGCCUGAGUUUGACUUGGAGAUUAUGCCAGAGUGGGCAUUUGUCGGAGCUGUAGUCUUUGGGAGCUUCCUGUUUAUCCUCCUGCUGGGUGUUUGCUGGUGUCAGUGCUGCCCUCACUCCUGCUGCUGCUAUGUACGAUGCUGCUGUUGCCCAGAUACCUGCUGUUGCCCUCGUCACCUGUAUGAAGCAGGGAAAGGUAUAAAGACAGCACCAUCGACACCAGUAGCCAUGUAUCCUCCAUACUUCAUGCAAGGCAUGCCUACCAUGGUACCCAUCGCUCCUCCCUCCUUCAUUGACCCCAAGAUGUCUGCCACACCAUCUGUCGAGAACAACGCCUCUGGAGUGCACAACGCGUACCGUCUGCAGCCCGCGUCGGAUCAGAACUCUCUGAAGGUGCUGCAGUAUGUGGAAAAGGAGCUGGCGCAUUUCAACCCCUCCAAGACCCUCAGCAGUCAUGGCUCUUGCAGUAUGUCAGAGCUCAGUUCACUGCAUGAAAUGGAGACAGACUUCCACCAGAACUAUCUGCACGUUCAGAAGAAGGCCCUUCCAGCCAUUCCAGAUCUGGACAACCCUGCUGACCUUCUGUCCAAAGAGAUUGCUCCUUCCCAUGUGCGGAGAUCUGCUCGGCACCCUCACCGUGGCAAUCGGUUGGAGGAGGAUUACCCCAGGUGGAAUCCUCGUUCGGAACACCUGCAGAGGAAGGCGUUCCAAAUGGGUGGACGCACAGGCUCCCUUGAUGAACUUGAGGAAUUUGCCAUGUCCUACAUGCGGCGGGAUCGCCAUGGAGACAUCAGUGACCUGGAGGAUGAUUACUGGACACAUGAACGGCAGAGGGAGCGCACAAGAGAGCGUGACAGAGACCGUGAACGAGAACGAGAGCUGGAUCGCGAACGUUAUCCAUACUACAGCUCAAAUUGUUACUACUCGAAGGGCAGUCCGGAGAGACACAGGGACCGGCCUCGCCCUCCCAGUCCCCCUCCUCACUUACAUGGAAACAGCAAGAGACGAGGCACCUGGGACAGCGAUCGGCCAAUCCCACGCAGGGAUGCCACUGAACGCGAGGACUCCAGGGGGCAGGAUGGUGAAAGUGGGCAGGACUAUGAUGACACUCUUCUUAUCAGCUUAUUAGAGCGCAAAGCAAAAGCAGGGAGGACAGUGUCGUCCAAAAGUGGGCAUACUGAGGACGAUUCUGACACGCCCUCCAAGAACAGCUCAAAAAAAACCACUAGUCACAGUCAGUCGCCUAGCAGUGGCUCGCCCGGUAACCGACCAGCAAAGGAGGAUGACUCCCUACCACCAUAUGCAGAGAGGGAGCUAGAGCGAUCCCAAGGUGGCAAGACAUCCCAGCGGCCUUUUGGCUACACCCGCUCUGCUAAGGCCUCCCAAGUGAACCCCAAGGGCCGGGAGCAACAAAGCAGGACCCGCAAAGUGAGACCCUCCAGAGUUUGAGGUCACUGGAAGCAUAACUAGCCCUGAGGAUGACCUCCAAUAGGGGCUGAAGGAACACACCAGCCACAGAGAACAUAAACUCAUUGUGACAUCACACGAGGAUGAUCUCACCAUCUGAUACUUGGAGUAAAGCAUCAGUCUUUUGGUAAUCUGUUCAUGUUGUUGUGCGAGAUCAGACCCUGGGUGAGGUUUAUCUGACUUUAGUUGCAUUCUCCAAUAUGUGUCAUUUUUUGCCAUACUUGAUGUAAUGUGUUAAUUAACAGUGCCUUAUUUUAUGCGCUGUAAAGUCUGAAGUGCUUGUUUUUUUUCAAAAAUAUAUGUAUUAAAAGUGAACGUGAUGGCACUGAAACUUCACUUAUUAAUAUAAUGCUCUUCUUGCCUAUGAGAUCUGUUUUUUACCUACAGAUAUGUAGUGCCUUCUAUUACUUUGCUGUAUCCAGCAUUUAUGUUGAUUUUUUUAUGUUUUAUGGGUCUAAGCUUGUACCAGUUAUUAUAUUAUCAACUUUGAUCUCAAUACAAAACAAACAAACAAACAAACAAAAAUACCAACAAGCUCUUAACGUUUCAGUAAAGCCAUGCUGACUGUCUUUUUACUACAGUAUGUAGCCAACUAUGAAGUGUUAACUGAUGCUUUGUGCCUGCAUUUGGUAUGUUGUUGUGUUCUAGUUGUGUAAAUGAGAGUGUUUCACCACAGAUGACGCAUACGCUAAGAGUACUUGUCCAUUGUUAUCACAUAAUAAGUGUCUCUCUGGUAGACGACUCAGUCCCACUACAUACAAGCACUAGGUUGUACUCACCUUUUAUACUCAAAUAGUGAUGCCCUGCACACAAUAAACACAUUACAUGAAAACUAACAAAUAGGAACAAAAAGUAAUACAUUUGUCUUAUGCACACAAUCACUGUUUUUAUAACACUAAGCGUGUUAUAAAUUGAUUAAUUAAUACAUUGAUGUUGAUUAAUUUUUGUUGAUGCCUAUUCUAGAUUUAAAAGUAAUAGCAGAACUGUGUUCCCCAUAAAGGACACACAUUUGGUAUGUUUAGUUACAUGUUACUCUUAUGCUAUUUUCAGAACAGCCUGACCAACACUGCCAAAUUAACUUAUUUAUUUUGCUCUAGAAAUACCAUCUUACUCCCUGUCACAUCAAUGUGGAUUGCACAUCCCUGUUCACCCAAUAAAAAAUAUCUAAA
This is a messenger RNA of Electrophorus electricus (electric eel), 3273 nucleotides long. It is a transcript of the gene ildr2a, whose product is annotated as immunoglobulin like domain containing receptor 2a. The record is from RefSeq and is a predicted model, not a curated record. Gene Ontology annotation, biological process: pancreas development. Lineage: Eukaryota; Metazoa; Chordata; Actinopteri; Gymnotiformes; Gymnotidae. Gene Ontology annotation, cellular component: membrane.